This is a messenger RNA of Perognathus longimembris pacificus (Pacific pocket mouse), 576 nucleotides long. RefSeq names its product cuticle collagen 34-like. The transcript has 3 exons. The record is from RefSeq and is a predicted model, not a curated record. Lineage: Eukaryota; Metazoa; Chordata; Mammalia; Rodentia; Heteromyidae. The coding region runs from base 1 to 456 and encodes 151 amino acids.
AUGGUUGGAGUGAGAGGAAACAAGCAGCCACAUGAAGGAGGGAAGGCUGCUGGAAGAAAGGGGGACGAGGAGGGGCGGAGUCGGAGCGGGGAGGGAGCGGCGGGGCGGGGCGCCGGGGAGGCGUGCCCAUUCGCGGGGAGACACGCGCCCUGGGCCGCGGCAACUCGCUCCAAGUUCCCUCCCACUCGGAGCCGACCCACGAUCGCGCCCUGCCCUCCGCCGCCGCGCGUCCUGGGCCGGCUCAGCCCGCCGGGACCGCUCGGUGCUGGCGGCUGCGAGGACUCGGGGCCCGGGCAGCGCGCGCCCCGCCCGCCGCCCCGCGCGGGGGCCCUGGCUCGCCUUCCUGGCUAUCCCGGGGAGCCUGGCGCCGGGCUCGGCCCUCGCCGCGGGGACUCGGGGGCCGACGGAGCUUUAGAAACCAUGUUGGCCCAGCAAUUAACUGCUACCCCAUGCUAGAAGUUAAUAAAAGAUAAAUACAUUAUUUUCUGCCUGCUCAUCUGCUCAAGCAUAUAAUUAUUACUCAUGCUUUGAAUUUUUUUUUUUGUAUUGGGGUUUGAACUCAGGGCUUCCCUCUCA